CGUAUAUCUCGAUUGACGAGGCGAGUAAGCCCCUGGCUGCCGACUGUGCAGAUCCAACGCGCCCUCGCAUCUGUAAUUAAGAUCCAUAACUAGAAAUCGCUUUGGGCGCGCAUGCAGCUGCAGCAAAAUUAUUGACAAUACAGCAAUUGAUGUAAGUAUUAGCUGGCCAGAACCGCAAUCGAUCACUGCAUUGAUGGACUAUAUAUGCAGUCCGCUCGCCUAGCAGCUUCGCAGCCAACCGCACGCUCCAAACAAAAAUCAGAAAGCAGAAAAAGAAAUACUAACAUCAAGUUUAUACAAGGCGGUCUGAUUAAGCAAUUGCAAUAAUACUAUUAUCGGCCUCGGGCAGGCUAAAUCUAAACGCCAUCUCCCCCCGCUCUCCUUUUCAUCUUUUCUUCACCCCUGUCUUGUCUUGGUCAACACCACACCCUCUCUCCCGGCCUCCCCCCUUUGCGUCUUAUAUCGGAAUAUAUACAGAGACGGCCAGCAUCGUCAUACCAUGGCCCCCUCCGACGAUAUCCGGGUCGGCGACCAGGUAAACGUCCCCGGGGGCAUGCACGGCGUGGUGCGCUUUCUGGGCAUAGUCGAUGGGAAGCCAGGACGUUUUGCCGGCAUCGAGCUGGCCGCCGAGCACGCAUCCAGGGGCAAGAACAACGGCGAUGUCGACGGCCGAAGCUAUUUCACCACCGUUGUCCCUGGCGCUGGCAUCUUCGUGCCCAUCAACAGCUCCAAAUAUGUCACCAAACGAACCGUCAUCACCCCGCCCACCCCGUCUCGUCCAUCGAUAUCGACAAACUUCAGCAAAUCAGUCGGUCCGCCGUCAAUCUCUCGCCCGCGUGUGCGCCGUCCAUCCUUGCCGCGCCCUGAGUCGCCUCGCACCGCGCCGCCGAACAGAUUGAACUUGCCUGCCUUGCGCAGUCCGUCGUCGACGGUCUCGAAGCCGCUGUCGGCUGGUAUCUCCAACGGAUUCCCGCGAACGCCGUUCAAGACGCCGUCAAGACUGUCUGAUCGUCCUCCGUCGAGAGUGAGCGUGGAUGACGAUACACCAACAUCCGGCAAGUUUCCGCCUGCAUUUGGUGGCGGGCCAGCCGCGCAUGAGCUACAGGAAAAGGUCAAGAAGCUAGAGCAAGAGCUGAAGGACCGUGAUCGACAGCUCGAGGAUCAGUCGUCUGCGCUUGCAGAGCUCCAGCAGAGUAUUACAGAAUUGGAAGGACAGGACGGUGCUUCGAUUCGUGCUCAGCUACGAGAGAAGAACGAGAAGAUUGCGCAGCUAACAGCCGAGUUUGAUAGCCACCGCGCGGAUUUCCGCAGCACAUUAGAUACGCUUGAAAUAGCUGCUACGGAGACAGAAAGAGUAUAUGAGAAAAGAUUGGACGAAGUUAUGCAGCAGAAUCGGGAAUUGCAGGACCGGGGAGAAGAUGUGGAGGCAGUUGCCAUGCAACUUAAGCAGCUCGAGGAACUAGUCUCUGAAUUGGAAGAAGGCCUAGAGGAUGCACGGCGAGGAGAAGCGGAAGCCAGAGGAGACGUUGAGUUUCUGCGUGGGGAGGUUGAACGAACGCGACUCGAGCUGAAGCAAGAACGCGAAAAAUCAGCUGCUGCGUUGAAAGAUGCUGAAGGACGACGAAACACGAGGGAACUAGAUCAGAAAGACGACGAGAUUCGAGGGCUGAAAGCUAUCAUCCAUUCUCUGAGCAGAGGGGAUGUAAACCCAGCCCUGUUGAAUCAAAACGGGCCUAUGUCUCCUACCAGCAUAGCGGAAUCAGACCCGAAGGAUACAGAGCGUGUGUCCCAGCUUGAGCAGCGCAUUCAAGAGCUCGAAGGCCUGGCAGACUCUCGCUCAACUCGUAUAGAAGAGCUGCAACAGCAAAUCAGCCAGCCCCAGAAUCGCAACUCCCUCAACCGCAAUUCUAUGAAUGGAGUGAGAAGCCGAAGCGGUACAGUAACCAUCGCGCCUCUCAGGCAGAUGAGGUCGUCUCAUUCUGCUCGAGGGAGCCGUGGCACUUCCGUCAGCCAUGUCCAUAGUCUCUCCGACAGAACCGUCGUCCCGCCAGACUGGCAAGACUCGCCGAGCCCCGACGAACUAGGCUCACCGCCGACAACCACCUAUCCUGAGACCAACAACCACAGCGAGGAUAUCGACCGGGACUCCGACCAACAGUCCUCCGAGCACGGCUCUCUCUGGUGCGAGAUCUGUGAGACCAACGGCCACGACAUUCUGACCUGCACGACAUUCGGUGCCAACGGCAACCACCAGGCACACGAUAUUGAGAGCAAACCCGAACCCAUCACCAGCCCGUCCAAACCAGCAAUCGAUACUAUCACUGAAUCUCCGACGCAAAACCACCACCACUCCAACGGUUUCAAGCAGCCAGUCGAAAGCCCAGUAUCGCACAAGACCGGCCGAGACGCCGUUCUCGAGGGACUCAAGGGCAUUGGCGGACUGACCAACUCGAUGGGCCCUGUCGCCGGUAGAUCCUCUGGGGUGGUUGACGAGAGCAAAUGGUGCGCAUUAUGCGAGCGAGACGGUCAUGAGAGCAUUGACUGUCCUUUCGACGAUUGAUCGAUUGCCAAUUCAUUAAUAUAUGCAUUUCCAUGGGAGUGAGAGUGGGGGUUGGGUUAUUGUUAGAUUUACCAUUAGAAGGACGACGUCAUGUCAUGUACCAUGGGACGAGAUCAAGACCUUCCUCUCUUUCUGCCAACAUCUCUUGUUUCAGCAGUCGCAAUAUCGUUGCAUGUGUAAUGUACUAAUAUUCUGUGAUAGCAGAUUUGAAUGUUUGGGCUGUGCCAUUUGCUUCGCGUCUAGCGUUCUUCUUCUAUAUUUAUUCAACAGAACAGUUUUGUUGUACAAAUUAAUCUUAAUCAUUUAUUUA
Molecule: messenger RNA, 2870 nt
Organism: Talaromyces proteolyticus
Lineage: Eukaryota; Fungi; Ascomycota; Eurotiomycetes; Eurotiales; Trichocomaceae
Product: putative Noc1p protein
Exons: 1
Coding region: 500-2560 (686 amino acids)
Source: RefSeq, a predicted model, not a curated record